AUGGCACGGUUCAAAAAUCAAGCUAACGAAACCAACUAUAACCGUCUGGUCGCCCAUUGUGAAAAGCCAACGACAUUUGGUCAACAAAUACAUUCAUCAACUGGAGAAAAUAUUAGUUCAACUAUUCUUUCGGAGUUAGAUAAAAUUGGCAUAAAUAUAAAAGAUUGUAGAGGGCAAAGUUACGACAACGGCACUAACAUGAAAGGAGAUAUGGCCAAAUGUAAUUCGAAAGCAAUGACAUUUUUUGGUACAAUGAAUAGAAUAUAUUCGUUAUUUGCAGCUUCUCCAAUAAGAUGGUUUAUUUUAAAAAAACAUGUGCCUAAUUGUUCAGUGAAACGACUAUCGGAAACUAGAUGGGAAAGUAGAGUUGAUAGCGUAAAACCUAUAAGAUAUCAUGCUGCCUUAAUUAGAGAUGCUCUUAUAGAAGUAGCUGAAAGUACAACUAAACCUACUAUAAAAAAUGAAGCUGAAUCACUUGCGAUAAAUGAAUUGGAAAAUUUGGAAUUUAUUGUGAGCGUAAUAAUAUGGUAUGAUCUUCUCCUAUCGGUCAAUAGCGUUAGCAAAAUAUUACAGUUAAGAGAUAUGAAUUUGGAUGUCGCAAUCAACGGUUUAAAAGAUUUACUACAGUUUUUAAAAAAUUAUAGAGAUAUCGGAUUUAAUUCUGCAAUAAAACAAUGA
Sipha flava (yellow sugarcane aphid) is the source of this 678-nucleotide messenger RNA. RefSeq lists its product as uncharacterized. Bases 1 to 678 code for a protein of 225 amino acids. Lineage: Eukaryota; Metazoa; Arthropoda; Insecta; Hemiptera; Aphididae. The record is from RefSeq and is a predicted model, not a curated record. The transcript is spliced from 4 exons.